Messenger RNA from Camellia sinensis, 1808 nucleotides. RefSeq names its product alkylbase DNA glycosidase-like protein mag2. Gene Ontology annotation, molecular function: alkylated DNA binding; DNA-7-methylguanine glycosylase activity; DNA-3-methyladenine glycosylase activity. Gene Ontology annotation, biological process: DNA alkylation repair; base-excision repair; base-excision repair, AP site formation. Lineage: Eukaryota; Viridiplantae; Streptophyta; Magnoliopsida; Ericales; Theaceae. The record is from RefSeq and is a predicted model, not a curated record. Gene Ontology annotation, cellular component: protein-DNA complex; nucleus.
CUGGGACGCGCACCUAUUUAUCGAAGAAGACAGCACUUCAUUCACCCUUUACCUUCUCUGUCUCACUCUCACCACCCAACAAAACCCUAAUAACAUUCACACUCUCUGUCUCUCUCUCUCUCUAUCUCCUCCAUGGGUGAGCAAACUCAAAUUCAAACCCAGACCCAACCUCAAUCUCAGUCUCACCAUGAAUCCACUUCUCAAUCGCAAUCUCAAUCUCAAUCAACCCCUGAAACAAAUCCCCCAAAUGAUCUUUCCCACAACAACCCCUCAAUUUCCUCCAAAAUUCCUGUUCGACCCCACAAACUCCGGAAACUCUCCUCCUCCUCCUCCGCCGACGACAAAUCCCCCCCAAUCGCUGCCACUGCCGCCAACUCAUCUCAAGCUCUCACAGUUUUCAAAGACUCAACCACCGUCGCCACCACCACCACCACCACCAACAAGAACAAGAGGAGAAAUUCAUCGCAAUCGGCUAGGGUUUUACCGAUCAUCAUAAAACCCUUAUCGGCCUCCGGCGAAAUCGACCUCGCCCUCCGCCAUCUCCGCGCUGCCGAUCCACUCCUCGUUGACCUAAUCAACUCUCUCCCGUCUCCCACAUUCGAUUCUCACCACCCUCCAUUCCUUGCCCUAACCAAAAGCAUUCUCUACCAACAACUCGCCUUCAAGGCCGGCACUUCAAUCUACACUCGCUUCGUCGAGCUCUGCGGCGGCGAAAACCUCGUCCGCCCUGACUCCGUCCUCGCCCUCUCCACCCAACAGCUCCGUCAAAUCGGUGUCUCCGGUCGAAAAGCCAUUUACCUUUUCGACCUAGCUAACAAGUACAAGACUGGGAUUUUAUCUGAUAAUUCGAUCGUGGGUAUGGAUGAUAAGUCUUUGUUUACUAUGCUUUCAAUGGUGAAAGGAAUUGGGUCUUGGUCUGUGCACAUGUUCAUGAUUUUUUCGCUGCACAGACCCGAUGUCUUGCCCGUGAGUGAUAUCAGUGUGAGGAAAGGUGUGCAGAUGCUGUAUAGCCUUGAUGAGUUGCCCAGGCCGUCGCAAAUGGAACAGCUUUGCGAGAAAUGGAAGCCUUAUCGGUCCGUGGGUUCGUGGUAUAUGUGGAGAUUAGUUGAAGGAAAGGGGACUCCACAAGCCGGUGCUGCGAUCGCUUUGGAGGGUGUUUUGCCAUUGCAGCAGCAAAUGGGGCUCCAAGAAGAGACACAACAACAACAACAACAACAACAGCAACAGCAUCAAUUGCAACUUUUGGAACCUAUCAAUGGCGCUCCGAGCUUCGGGGCUUGCAUUUGGGGACGAUGACUUGGGAGUGAAGAAUGAUUUUAUAUAAAAGAAUGUUUUUAUAUACUUCAUCAUUGGAGUUUCUUAUCGUGCUUCCAUACCUUUGAUGAUCUGAAGAGGCCAACAAUCCAAUACAAGGAAGGAGAAGUUCAUAACUCUUGCUGCACAGAGAGCUUGUACAUCUAAGAAGCCUGGCUUUUAUAGUAUAAUUUGCUUUCAAAUGUUCAAUAAUGAGAAUUUGUGGACACGUUAUCUUUAGGGUCACAAAAAGAAAGGACUCCUGUUUGAAUAAGAGCCCGCCCUUCUCCACCCAACGCUUGCUGUUGAUAUGUUUGGUAAAGCUAAGCGGUAUGAAGUGGCAAUACAGAGGCUUAUAAUCUAGUUGUUUCACAGUUAUUUUUGACUAUUUGAGAAUUGAAAUCGAGUAAUAUUGCAUGUUUUUGAUAUCAGCUGAAUUUCAGUAAUCUGUAAGAGAACUUACCUCGCCUGUCUUUGGCGCUUAAUCUAUUGGGUGAUCCAACAUAUGUAUGUUA